Messenger RNA from Fundulus heteroclitus (mummichog), 2669 nucleotides. It is a transcript of the gene galnt16, whose product is annotated as UDP-N-acetyl-alpha-D-galactosamine:polypeptide N-acetylgalactosaminyltransferase 16. The transcript is spliced from 15 exons. The record is from RefSeq and is a predicted model, not a curated record. NCBI's taxonomy places the organism in Eukaryota, Metazoa, Chordata, Actinopteri, Cyprinodontiformes, Fundulidae. Gene Ontology annotation, cellular component: Golgi apparatus. The coding region runs from base 227 to 1945 and encodes 572 amino acids.
GUUGCCGUGUUUUCUGAUUUGGCUCGGCGCUAGGACCGGGCACCCAGUCAGUGCGCAAAUCCCAGCAGAGAGAGGCAGCUCUCCGACGAGGAACGACAGAGGCAGGGGCUGUCUGUCUGCUCUGCAGGUUCAACCCAUCACCGGCGGGGGCUGCUGCACCUUCUGCCCGCCGACGGACCUGAACCAGCCGGCCUCGCCUAACCGGUGCCCUCCUUAUGGGCUCACCAUGCGCAGGAUACGGGCCAACGCCAUCGCCAUUCUGACCGUCGCCUGGAUCCUCGGCACCUUUUAUUACCUGUGGCAGGACAACAAGCCCGCGUCGACGCCGUCGUCGUCGUCGUCGUCGUCGGCGUCGCAGGCUCGGGGCAGGGGCCACGGGCAGAAGCUGGUCCCCGGUCGGCUGGAGAUCCACCGGGACGAGCGGACCAUCCCGCUGAUCGUGACUCAGCCCCCUCGAGCCGAGCAUCAGAGCCAACUGCUGGGCAGCUUUGAUGAGAAGGCCUACCUGGCAGCCAAGCAGCUCAAACCAGGGGACGACCCAUACAAGGAGCAUGCCUUUAAUCUGCAGGAGAGCGACCGUCUGGGCAGUGAGCGAGCCAUCCGAGACACUAGACACUACAGAUGCGCAUCUUUGACCUAUGAUGCAGACCUUCCCUCCACAAGCAUCAUCAUCACUUUCCACAAUGAAGCUCGCUCCACUUUACUUCGCACCAUCAAAAGUGUCCUGAUGCGAAGUCCCCCAUCUCUCAUCCAGGAAAUAAUCCUCAUAGAUGACUUCAGCACCGACCCUGAGGACUGCCAGCUGCUCUCCCAGAUCCCCAAAGUGCGCUGCCUGAGGAAUAGCAGGAGAGAGGGGUUGAUCCGAUCGCGAGUGAGAGGAGCCAACACGGCCUCUGCCACCGUUUUGACCUUCUUGGACAGCCACUGUGAGGUGAACACUGACUGGCUGCAGCCGAUGAUCCAGAGAGUCAAGGAGGAUCAUACACGAGUGGUCAGCCCCAUCAUAGAUGUGAUCAGCCUGGAUAACUUUGCUUACUUGGCUGCAUCUGCCGAUCUAAGAGGAGGAUUCGAUUGGAGUCUCCACUUCAAAUGGGAGCAGAUUCCCAUCGAGCAGAAAAUGGCGAGAAGCGAUCCCACGCAGCCCAUAAGGACUCCUGUCAUUGCGGGGGGCAUCUUCGUCAUGGACAAGAGCUGGUUCAACCACCUGGGCCAGUAUGACACUCACAUGGACAUCUGGGGCGGGGAGAACUUUGAGCUUUCGUUCCGAGUGUGGAUGUGUGGAGGAAGUCUGGAGAUCCUUCCCUGCAGCCGCGUGGGUCAUGUGUUCAGGAAACGACACCCGUACGACUUCCCAGAGGGCAACGCUCUUACCUACAUCAAGAACACCCGACGGGCUGCUGAGGUGUGGAUGGAUGAGUAUAAACAGUACUACUACUCCGCACGGCCGUCCGCUCAGGGCAAGGCCUUUGGCAGCAUCGCCGACCGUCUGACACUGCGGCGAAAAUUGAAUUGCAAACCUUUCCGUUGGUACAUGGAGAACGUCUAUCCUGAGCUGAGGGUCCCUGAGCAGGAAGCGGUAUCCAGUGUGCUGAAACAAGGCAGUUUGUGUCUGGAGACCCGUGGGAGGGACGGCAUCGGGCUGGCAGAGUGCAGGGGCGCUGGAACCAAUAGACCGCAGUCACAGAAAUGGGAGCUAUCGGAGCCCCUGAUUCGGCAACAGGACCUGUGCCUGGCCAUUUCUGCCUUCACAGCAGGGUCAAAAGUCAAGAUGGAGUCCUGCAACUCAAAAGAGCCCAGACAGAAGUGGAGGCCAAAAGGCCCGGCUCUUCAGCACAUGGUGAGCGGCCUGUGCCUGGACAGCCAGAGCGCCAGCGGACCCCUGGUCAUCACGCAGUGCCGCCCCCAGAUGGCCGGCCAGUCGUGGGAGCCGCAGGUCGUCGCCUGAAGCGUGCCUGAUGGGAAGGGUAGGAGACUGUGGAGGCGGUCCGCAGAAGGACACGAGGAGGGGGGCGGGGGAACCGGUCGAGUUGCUAAGGGACAGACGAAGUCAAAACUGUGUUUCUCUGACGUCAACCUCUGACUGAUCAUUUUAAGGCCUUGUUGAGGGGAAACCCUCCUGAGGUCCUCUGUGUACAGCGGUUCAUCCUGCGAGGACGCAGCAUAAUCUUCUAUGUAUUCUAAGCUUUCCACUGAAAAAGUUGCACAUCUCACCACUUUGUUUCUGUUUCUACUGCGGUCCACGGUUUGCUUUCGUUUUGAAACGAUUUGACGAGCGCAAGCGGUUACUGUAGCAAGCGCCUGAGCGACUCUUCGAUCAAAGUCACUGCUUUUGUGAAGCAGCCCGGUUUUAGGCGCGUCGAAAGGCCGCGAGGGACCAGGGCGGCUUUGUGCGCGGCCCCCCCGGAAAACGGGAGCUUUAUUGUUGCUGAUUAGCAAAGCACUGUCAGGACAUUAUUUAUUGUUUUGCACGGUCAGACCCAAAGAAUGUUUUUGAUUUUAUUUUUUUCCUUUUGUUUCUGUCUCCUAAAAAAAAAAAAAAAAAUGUUAUGUAAAUAUCUGAAACAGGUCCUUGUUUUUGUGUAAUCUGUAUGUGGUUUUAAAAAUAAAACGUGGUUACAAAGACAGUAGCAUUGGAGCCAUUUCUAAAAUAAAUUGCAUAAUAGUGCAAA